Messenger RNA from Cuscuta campestris, 1466 nucleotides. NCBI's taxonomy places the organism in Eukaryota, Viridiplantae, Streptophyta, Magnoliopsida, Solanales, Convolvulaceae. The record is from the annotation of a GenBank genome assembly.
AGUAAUAAACAUGCAAUUUAAUUUGGGACGGAAGUAGUUAAACUUUUGAUGUAGUUUUUUAAUAUAAAAAUUUAUUUUUUAAUUCAACCAUAAAACCAACUUGAUGAAGUCUCUUGGUCCCCCGGUUUAAAGGCAAAGGUGACAUCCAGAGCUGCGAGAAUUACAGAGGCAUCAAACUGCUUAGCCACACCAUGAAGGUUUGGGAGCGAGUCAUUGAGUAUAGGGUGCGGAAAGGGGUAUGCAUCUCUGAGAACCAGUUUGGUUUCAUGCCUAGCAGAUCAACUACAGAGGCCAUUCACCUCGUGAGGAGGUUAAUGGAAGAGUAUAGAGCUAGGAAGAAGGACCUUCAUAUGGUGUUCAUUGAUCUCGAGAAGGCGUACGAUAGGGUGCCAAGGGAGGUCUUAUGGAGGUGCCUUGAGACGAGAGGAGUCCCCAUCGCGUAUACUCGCGCGAUCAAGAAUAUGUACGAUGGGGCUAUGACUAGGGUAAGGACCUUCAGGGGCGACUCUGAGUCAUUCUCGGUAGGGAUGGGGUUGCACCAGGGGUCUGCCCUUAGUCCUUUUUUGUUCGCUUUGGUGAUGGACGUCCUAACUCAAGGUGUGCAAGAAGGGGUCCCAUGGUGCAUGCUUUUCGCGGAUGAUAUUGUGCUUAUCGACGAUACACGUGAGGGACUAAACGAGAAGUUGGAACAAUGGCGCCUUGCCCUUGAGACUAAAGGGUUCAGAAUAAGUAGGAACAAGACUGAAUACAUGGAGUGUCGUUUCAGCGGCAGAGAAACAGAAUCAGAGGUGGAAGUCAGGAUUGACUCUCAUCUAGUACCUAAGGUAGACAUGUUUCGAUAUCUUGGCUCGGUAAUCCAGGCUGAUGGGGAGUUAGAUGGGGAUGUUGGACACCGUGUUGGAGUGGCUUGGGCCAAAUGGCGGUUAGCUUCAGGGGUGUUGUGUGAUCCGAAGAUUUCGCCCAGAAUGAAAGGCAUGGCACCGGUGGAAGAUAAGUUGCAAGAAGCGAGGUUGAGAUGGUUUGGCCAUGUGAGACGGCGGGAUGCUGACGCCCCUGUACGGAGAUGCGAGAGGAUUACGGUUAUCGAGGGAAGUAGGGGAAGGGGUAGACCCAGGAAGAAUUGGAAGGACGUGAUUAGGCAGGAUUUAGGACUUCUCAACCUGACUGAGGAUAUGGCCUUAGAUGGGAACCUUUGGAAAACUAGGAUUAGAGUAGUUGGAUAGGAGCUCGGUGUUGUAGAGGUUGAGCCGGGGGUCUCUUGGAAACAGCCUCCCUGCUUCCAAGUAGGGGCAAGGUCUGCGUACACAUACCCUCCCCAGACCCUACUGUAGUGGGAUCCAACUGGGUUGUUGUUGUUUUAAUUCAACCAUAGUUUUCAUAUAAAUUCAUUUGAAAAUAACUUUAGUCAAAUGUCGUACAGAAUAACAAACAACUUAAAAUGCGACAAAGAAAGUAUGAGAUUUUUA